Raphanus sativus (radish) is the source of this 233-nucleotide messenger RNA. RefSeq lists its product as uncharacterized. The record is from RefSeq and is a predicted model, not a curated record. Lineage: Eukaryota; Viridiplantae; Streptophyta; Magnoliopsida; Brassicales; Brassicaceae. The transcript has 2 exons.
AUGGAGAGAGAACAAUAAACUGCAGUUAAUUUGUUUAUCAACAAUAAUCGUCUUAUUCACCAGCUCAAUCAAGAAAAUAAUAAUUUUUCCAGUCGUAGCGGGUUAUCCACGAUCAUUCUCGAAGCAAUUGCGAAAUAUGAUCUAUGGAUAUGGCAUAUCUAUUUUGGAAUGCCAUGCAGCAACAACAAUAUUAAUGUUUUAAAGUCUUCUAAUUUAUUAUUUAGUUGAUGGUA